Messenger RNA from Ricinus communis (castor bean), 1859 nucleotides. RefSeq names its product dolichyl-diphosphooligosaccharide--protein glycosyltransferase 48 kDa subunit-like. The coding region runs from base 234 to 1553 and encodes 439 amino acids. The transcript has 13 exons. The record is from RefSeq and is a predicted model, not a curated record. NCBI's taxonomy places the organism in Eukaryota, Viridiplantae, Streptophyta, Magnoliopsida, Malpighiales, Euphorbiaceae. Gene Ontology annotation, cellular component: oligosaccharyltransferase complex; endoplasmic reticulum membrane.
AAAUGCCGCCCCGGGUUCAAGUUGUACGUCUCAUUGGCAUAUGGGGUAAAAUCUUUGUUAUUGCUACCCAGACCAACGACACGUCGUAGCUGAAUAGACGACACCCGGGCACGUCCUCACGCCCGACGCGCCCUCAAACAGAGUAGAAAUAUUAAUAGAACCCCGCAAGAUUUCUCACUCCACAGUGGCACUCUCUAAAACCCCAAAUCUUAAUUAAAAGAAAAGAACAAAAAAUGAAAAUGUCAAAAAAUGUCAUAAUCUUCUUGAUUUCAAUACUUCAGUUUCUUCCUUUUCACUGCAAUUCCUUCAAUCCAGAAUCUCCAAAAGAUGGACGUGUCCUCGUUAUAUUAGACGAUUUUGCAAUCAAAUCAUCACACUCUCUAUACUUCAAUUCCCUAAAAUCUCGGGGCUUCAAUCUCGAGUUCAAGCUCGCUGACGAUCCUAAGAUCGCACUCCAGCGUUACGGCCAGUAUUACUACGAUGCUUUAAUUCUCUUUUGCCCAUACGCAGAACGGUUUGGUGGAUCGAUUGAUCAAGGUGCUAUUUUGAGUUUUGUUGAUUCUGGUCGUGAUCUGAUAAUUGCUGCUGAUAUUAAUGCUUCUGAUUUAAUUCGUGAUGUUGCCACCGAAACUGGCGUUGAUUUCGAUGAGGAUCCUUUGGCAAUGGUUAUUGAUCACACUAGCUAUGCUGUUUUGGAGACGGAAGGAGAUCAUACAUUAAUUGCUAGUGAUGAUUUUAUUGACUCUGAUGUUAUAUUGGGCAGCAACAAAAUUGAAGCUCCCGUGCUUUUCCAGGGGAUUGGUCAUACAUUAAAUCCUUCCAAUAGCUUGGUGUUAAAAGUUCUCUCCGCUUCUCCUUCAUCCUAUUCGGCUAAUCCAAAGACCAAGUUGUCGAGUCCUCCAUCACUUACUGGAUCUGCUAUCUCUUUAGUGUCAAUUGUGCAGGCAAGAAAUAAUGCCCGAGUUCUGGUAGCUGGUUCAUUAAGCAUGUUCAGCAAUCGAUUCCUUAGAAGUUGGGUACAGAAGGCAGGGAGCUCAACGAGACAUGAGAGAUCUGGUAAUGAGCAGUUUUUGACUGAGCUCAGCAAAUGGGUUUUCCAUGAAAGAGGCCAUCUUAAGGCUGAAAAUGUUAGAUACAAAAAAGUUGGGGAAGGAGAUGAACCAGCAAUGUACAGAAUCAAUGAUGAUUUGGAAUACUCAGUGGAAAUUUAUGAGUGGUCAGGAACAAACUGGCAACCUUAUGUAGCAGAUGACGUUCAAUUACAGUUUUACAUGAUGAGCCCCUAUGUUUUGAAAAACUUAUCAACUGACAAGAAGGGUCUCUAUUAUACUGCUUUCAAGGUUCCAGAUGUCUAUGGGGUUUUCCAGUUCAAGAUAGACUAUCAAAGACUUGGAUACACAAGCUUAUCCUUGUCAAAGCAGAUUCCAGUCCGUCCCUAUAGGCACAAUGAGUAUGAAAGAUUCAUUCCUGCUGCUUAUCCUUACUAUGGUGCAGCAUUUUCUAUGAUGGCUGGUUUCUUCGUUUUCACUGUAGUCCACCUCUACAACAAGUAGCUGGAACAUUCUUGAUGGACCAGACGAACUUCUGCGGGCCCUCCCUCAAUCCUGCAUCCUCCUCAAACCCUUACUCUUCACCUCCAGCUUGAAGAAAUGGAUGUUACAGAAAAAAGAAGAAGAAAAGAAAUGGAAGAAGAGAAGGGAAGGACAUGAACAUUGUGAAUGUGAGGAAUUUUGAUUUAGCAAAGCCUUAUAGGAUGCUAAUGAUGACGCGCUGAUUUUUUUUCUUUCCCUGAACAAUGAAUGCAUUUAAUGGCCCUCUCGCUCUCCAAGGAAAAUUAUAAUAAUAUCUAAUUUCUGAGA